UUUUCAAAGCAAAUUUAUAAUUUUGUUCUCAUUUAAUUGUCUUCCUUUAAUUUGUUCUAAAACUUAAAUUCUGUCCAGAAUUUCUCCUGUUCCAACUGGUAAACAAGAGGAAUUGUGUAUUCGUUACACUGAUGUUGAAUCGGCGAUUCAAGAGGCCAAAUUCCGACGUAAUUACAUUCGGCCGAAUGGUCUUAAUUCCCUUGAACCACUUCCACCGAUAAUCUCACCCACUGCUGAACUCGCAUUAGAAGUGACCAAAGUCUUGGCUACUCAGUUUGUUUGCUGUUCAAUCAAUCGGAAUAUUUUUUUUCUUUUUCCAAACUGUGAUAACCAUGAAACUACACGGAGAAGCUAUUGACAUGAAGAUUGUUACUCAGGUAACAAGGAUUGUUAGCUUGUUCGCUAAGCAAUCUAAGACUCUGAUUCUCAAAUUCACAAAGGAUCAUGUAUAUAUUCUUGCUGAGCCUGAAGUAACUGAUAGAUCGAUGAAACUAUGGACCGAAGUACCUCAAUCAACUCUUUUCUCACAUUACGAGAUUGUUGGUGUUCCCCCGGACAAUACAAUCUAUCUGAAAACCAAAGCUGAAAACUUGAUGAAUUCACUGAAAACCGCAACCAACUGUCGAUCUUUAAAAAUAAAACUGCGACAGCGAACGACGCCAUGUUUAUCUCUAGAAUUUGAACAAUCCAGUCAACUGACUACUAAGAAUAGGAUCAUUUAUAAUUACAUUGAUGUGGAAGUUGUCUACAAAAGAUUUUGGGCCCGUUAUGACGAACCGAAUUUACCACCUCCCGAUAUAACCGUUAUCUUACCUGCAACAAUUCAACUCAACAGUUUUACAGCGAAAUGUCGCAACUUUGUUUCCAAUCUUUAUAUUUCUGCCACCGGAUCUCGUGAAUUGGUGUUCCGAGUAAAAGGGGAAUCACUCGAAAUCACAAGAAAAUUUCUCAAUAUCUCCACGGACGAAGAUGGUUUAGAUUUAACUCUCAGCGCCUCUGUUACUGUUGAUAUAAAAAGAGUUGCUAAUUUUUUCAAAACUCUGCACUUGGCCGCAGGCACUCAAGUUUGUCUCAACUUGACUGACGAACGUAUCGCUCAUUUUUCCUUCUUUCAAGAUGGCAUAACCGUCCAAUUUGUUGUACCUCAUAUUAUUUGAAAUCUCCGAUAAAUUGUUUUCAAAAUCAUAAUCCAUCAGCUAUAACAUUUACGGAAAACAAUUAGUCAGUCCAUAUAAAUCAACAUCUAUCCAUUUAAAUCAUGAUGAUGAUGAUAAAAUCAAUUUCCUAAUUGUGGUAAAUGAAGAUGAUUUACAAUCAGUCUAAAUGAUAUGACUAUUUUCAAUAAAUCUCAUCGAUCAAUUCCAGUUUAAUGGAAAAACUUAUGAAACUAAGCUUCACAAUUAGUUGAUUAAUCAUUGUUUCUACCAACUAAUUUCACACUAAUUAUUACUUUCAUCUCUUAACUGUGAAACAUUCAAUUAAUACCCAGAAAAACUGUUAAAUUGUUGCUCUUGAAUCAAUUGGUAUGAUUAUUUUCCAUGUCAAAUUCAUCAAUUACAUUAAGUCAUCAUGAAUCUGGUGUAAGUGGACAAUCAAUAAUUAACCUUGACCAGAGUCCAUUAACAAAAGUAAAUUGUCACUUUGUAUAUUAUCAUUUGUGUUAACAACAAUAUCCUUUUCCUCAUUUUUCAUUUCCUUUUCAUUUAUCGAUCAUCAAUAAUAUAAACUGACCAUUGGUCGAUCAUAUUUACUAUUCUA
Messenger RNA from Panonychus citri (citrus red mite), 1758 nucleotides. It is a transcript of the gene Hus1-like, whose product is annotated as checkpoint protein HUS1-like. Gene Ontology annotation, cellular component: nucleolus; site of double-strand break; checkpoint clamp complex. The record is from RefSeq and is a predicted model, not a curated record. Gene Ontology annotation, biological process: nucleotide-excision repair; double-strand break repair via homologous recombination; mitotic intra-S DNA damage checkpoint signaling. The transcript is spliced from 5 exons. The coding region runs from base 333 to 1157 and encodes 274 amino acids. Lineage: Eukaryota; Metazoa; Arthropoda; Arachnida; Trombidiformes; Tetranychidae.